This is a messenger RNA of Pimephales promelas (fathead minnow), 2068 nucleotides long. The record is from RefSeq and is a predicted model, not a curated record. NCBI's taxonomy places the organism in Eukaryota, Metazoa, Chordata, Actinopteri, Cypriniformes, Leuciscidae.
GUGGCACGUGUCUUGUGGGACAAAUACUUUUGUGUGUUUGGGUUUCCUGAACGCAUACACAGUGAUCAGGGGGCAAGUUUUGAGGGCCAGUUGAUUGGUGAACUUCUUUGGGUGUCUGGGGUACAGAAAUCGCAUACAACUCCCUACCAUCCUAUGGGGAAUGGUAGUGUGGAGAGAUUUAAUAGAACCCUGAGGAGCAUGAUUCGUGCAUUGGCUCCUGAUGCAAAGCGUAAUUGGCCAAGACAACUUCAAUCUUUGACUUUCUUGUACAACUGUACUGUUCAUGAGACGACGGGCUAUGCUCCAUUUUAUCUCAUGUUCGGUAGAGUUCCUCGCCUUCCUGUUGACAUAAUCUUCCGCUCUGUAUUGGAGGAUCACACUGUGACUUGCUAUGACAAGUAUGUGGCUUCUCUUUUGAAAGAUUUGGAGGAGGCUUUGUCAUUAGCUCAAGCGCAUGCUUCAAAGGAACAGAGUAGACAUGCAGUGCUCUACAACAGGAGAGUCAAAGGUCAGGGCAUUGAUGUUGGUGAUCGUGUUCUUCUAGCGAACAAGGCUGCGAGAGGCAAGCGAAAACUAGCUGACAGAUGGAUGUCCGCCGUCUUUGUCGUGGUGGAUAGAAAUGUAGACACUCACAUUUUCAAGAUAAGAGAUACAAGCACUGGUCAGGAAAAGGUUGUGCAUCGCAAUCUUUUGCUACCUGUGAACUUUUUGCCAUUAGACAAAGCGGAGUGUGCAGUAUCCGACACAGUUUCAUCUUCGUCUGUGCCUGAUUCAUGUGAUGAAAACAACGUUGCAAACUCUGUGACAAGAAUGGGUGUUGACAGUUUGAACUCGGGGCAGAGUGUCAGAGAUGGUGGGUUGGCAAAGACGCACGAGGAUUCGGAGUCUGUUAAACCUGAUGAUGGUCUGUCUCUUGAUGCUAAUGUCUCAACUUCUACAAUUGACAGUUGUGCCAGAACGUCUGACUGGGUUUCUGGGUUGCCUGAUAAAUGUUCACAGCUGGGAUCAGUUGUGUCUUUGAGCAAUGUUUCAGUGAGUGCACGAAACGAACAGUCUGACUUUUCGAGUGUUACUGGGUAUUUGGAUUCAGAGGUUGAAUCUGUGAGUCUUGUACAUCCUGUGAUUUCAAAUCCUUCAGCAGAUGUUUCCAAAGUUGAUGAUGAAGAUGUGUCACGUUCUGACACCGGGACCUUUAUCGUGGCCAGGUCUCGUUUUGGACGUCUCCUUAAGCCUGUGAAUAGACUGUUGUACACUAUGUCUAGACAAGAUGUUGUGUCAAUGCCUAGUUGCAGAAUUCAGACAGUUUGAAUGUUUAUUUGUUUUAGUACUAAGUUGUUCAAUAUGUUUGUAAACAAAUAUCGUUUAAGAUGAACAAAUAAGACAAAAGGUACAACAUUUUUUUUUUUUUUUUUUUUUUCCAAUGUUUUAAUGUUUUUUUUUCUUUCCAUGAUAUACCUUGAUGAGUGUAUUACAUUUACUUUACUGUAUACCUUGACAUGGAGUUUUGUGAGAUGUAUAUGGGCAUCUUACUGCCAGAUGUUGGUCUGAGAGUGUUGCGCUACUCUCUUUCCACUUCAUCUUCUUUUCAGAUAACCUAGAGUUUGGCAUACCAGUAGGUAUCUCUGUGUGUGUACGCCAAUGUGAAUGUAUUGAAGUGUGUUUUAUUUUUGUGCUACCGCUGCUUAAAUUCAGUAGAAUUCAGUGGGGGUGAAUGUAACAGAGUUAGAUUUGUAUUUAGUUUUAUUGUGAAUCCUCCUGAAUUCAACAGCAGUUAUUCAUUUCAUGUUAAAAUAGUGCCCUCAUGUGGUUUGUUUGGGAGCUGCAGACAAAAAUGCGUGGUUUGACGGUAAAUAGGGUAACUCAACAGUUGCUAUGGGGAACGCGAGCUGUUGAUACAUGUUAUGUCUGCAGCAAAACACCACUGAGAGGAUGUUUUAUUUCACUUUUCAGUAAAUACCAAUCAACAAAAACGAUGUGUCCUUGCAAUUUAUUGAGAAAUUGAGCCCACUGACUGCUGUUCAUCUGAGUGCAUGAAGAACGAAUGAGCGAAAUUGGUUAAAUCACAACG